Loa loa (African eye worm) is the source of this 261-nucleotide messenger RNA. RefSeq lists its product as hypothetical. Lineage: Eukaryota; Metazoa; Nematoda; Chromadorea; Rhabditida; Onchocercidae. The annotation marks the transcript as partial. The transcript has a single exon. The record is from RefSeq and is a predicted model, not a curated record.
AUGAGAGAAACGAAUGAAAAAAGGGUGAAUGAAGUUGUCGUCGCUUCAUUAUUAAAGCGAAGAACAUCACAGAUACACACACAGACAGACACACACACACGCAGACACAUACACACGCAUAUACACACACAUACACCUGUAGCUAUCUCUUCAGCCAAUUCCUUAGAACAUAGCACACUUAUUGUCCAAAUCCAAGUUACGAAUCCUGUGGAGCGGAAAGAGGAUGCAAAUCUUUGGGACUUCAGGACAUGUAAUAAGGAG